AUGGAGCUCCUGAGGUCGCUCGGUCAUCCGGAGGAGAUGUACAACCUCAUCAGGUACAAGGUGGCCAUGUACAAGGUGAAACAGGAGCCCAUGGGCGAGGGCCUACGGACCUGCUACAAAUACCUGAAUGAGACCGGCAGGAGCUACGCCGCCGUCAUCCAGGCCUUAGAUGGCGAGCUACGGAAUGUGUGUUGUAUCUUCUAUCUGGUUCUGAGAGCUAUGGACACUGUGGAAGACGACCCGACCAUCAGUCUGGAGACCAAGAUCCCCAUUCUGGAAAACUUCCACACCUUCCUGUACCAGGCCGACUGGAGCUUCACGGACAGCAAAAAGAAGGAUCGGCAGGUGCUGGAGGACUUCCCAACAAUCUCUCGAGAGUUUAGGAACUUGGCUGUGGUCUACCAGGAGGUGAUUAUCGAUGCCAUUCGGAGGGUGGCACAGGGGAUGGCGGAGUUCCUGCAGAAAGAAGUGGAGUCCGUACAGGACUGGGACGAGUACUGUUACUAUGUUUCGAGUUCAUUGACGAGGGGCCUGUCGGUAAUGUUUGGUAUCGCAGGGCUGGAGGGCCCCAUUGUAGGAGAGGACACGAGGCUCUCCAACUCCAUGGGUCUGUUCAUGCAGAAGACCAACAUCAUCCGUGAUUACCUGGGAGACCAGCUGGACGGCCGAGAGUUCUGGCCCAAAGAGGUGUGGAGCAGAUACGGGAAGAAGCUGUCUGACCUCGCCAAGCCAGAAAACAUUGUGCCGGCCGUGCAUUGCCUGAACGAGCUCAUCACCAACGCCAUGCAACAUGCGCCCGACGUCCUGCUUUACCUGUCCCGACUGCGAAACCAAAUCGCGUUCAAAUUCUGCGCAGUCCCGCUGGUGAUGGCUGUCGCCACGCUGGCCGCCUGUUACAACAACCAGCAAGUGUUUAAAGGAGUGGUGAAGAUCCGGAAGGGCCAGGCUGUGACUCUGAUGAUGGACGUUACAGACAUGACGGCAGUGCGCUCCGCUAUGCGUCAGUACGCCGAGGAGAUCAUACCAGUCUCACAGGAAUGUCUGGCAUUCAUGCGAUUUGUCCCAUUAGCAGGCGUGAAUGGGGCCUUAACCACCUCCCGUCCGCCAAACGUUCGGAAACAGCCGGACGGGAGCCUUCUGGAUGCGGGUGGGCGUCUGUAA
Molecule: messenger RNA, 1161 nt
Organism: Nanorana parkeri
Lineage: Eukaryota; Metazoa; Chordata; Amphibia; Anura; Dicroglossidae
Product: squalene synthase-like
Exons: 8
Coding region: 1-1161 (386 amino acids)
Biological process (GO): cholesterol biosynthetic process; farnesyl diphosphate metabolic process
Cellular component (GO): endoplasmic reticulum membrane
Molecular function (GO): squalene synthase [NAD(P)H] activity
Source: RefSeq, a predicted model, not a curated record